AUGCAAUGGCUCGAUACGUAUGCGCUCAAGGCGGAGGCGCGCAUGGAUGACGAUCCCGCCCUGGCGCGCAAAGUUUACACACGCCUUGCUCAGCGUUUGAUCGAAAAUGGAACUGGCACCUCUCUCCUUUUUGGAACUAUCAAAGAGGAAACCAAUUUGAUCCUUGCGGAAUGCAUGCAAUCUGCCGGGUGUCGCGCCUUCGUCGGCAAGCUUUCGAUGGAUAUUGAUAUUACCUCUCCCGACUCGAAAACAAUCACGUAUGUCGAGCCAUCAGCAUCAGCCUCUCUCGGCGCCGCUCAGUCGUUUAUCAACCAUUGCCAUGGGCUUGUAUCACAUCUUCACGAGUCGCAGCGGCUGGUGGAGCCAGUGCUUACCCCGCGCUUUGUCCCGACAUGCACCGACGAGUUGCUAAAGGGGCUAGGGGAAAUAUCACGCACAGAGGGAGUUAAAAUUCAAAGCCAUCUGGCGGAAGCGAAAGAUCAAGUUGAAUGGGUGCGCGCAGAACGUGGGAUAGAGGACAUCGACGUAUUCGACAAGCACAAUCUACUCACACCGAGAACGGUGCAAGCUCACUGUACUUUCCUUACCGCACCGGAUUUUGCUCGAAUCUCCGAGAGUGGAACAGCGAUUGCGCACUGUCCAUUGUCGAAUGCAUAUUUUUCUGCAAAGCCCUUUCCACUACGAGAGGCACUAGAUGCACAGGUAACAGUCGGGCUUGGAACUGAUGUGGCUGGCGGAUAUAGCCUAGACAUGAUGAGCUCAAUGCGACAUGCUGUUGCUGUCUCACGAAUGCGUGAAGGCGACCGCGUCAUGAAAUCUGACGGCAAUGCGAACGUUGAUUCACGGAAUUUCGUGAUUGAUUGGAAGGAAUCUCUAUAUCUUGCGACCAGAGGCGGUUCUCUUGCACUAGGUCUCCAGGGAUUCUUCCGCGUCGGAGGUCCGUUUGAUGCUCAAGAAAUUCGAAUAUACGAUCCUGUCUCGGGAAGUGGAAUUGGCCCUCUUGAUUAUUUUGAUCUGGAGAGUCAAUUUAGCGAUCAGCGAUCAGGUCCAUCUAGCUCGCUGUUAACAGUCGAAGAAAUUGAAAAAUGGUGGUGCAUUGGGGACUUAAGAAACCGCGGGGCGGUCUGGAUACAGGGAAAGAAGGUGCGGUCGACAUGA
Messenger RNA from Psilocybe cubensis, 1158 nucleotides. RefSeq lists its product as uncharacterized. Gene Ontology annotation, biological process: guanine metabolic process. NCBI's taxonomy places the organism in Eukaryota, Fungi, Basidiomycota, Agaricomycetes, Agaricales, Agrocybaceae. Bases 1 to 1158 code for a protein of 385 amino acids. The record is from RefSeq and is a predicted model, not a curated record. Gene Ontology annotation, molecular function: guanine deaminase activity; zinc ion binding. Gene Ontology annotation, cellular component: cytosol. The transcript has 4 exons.